AUGGUGGGUAACGUGGCGGUCGGCAGCGACCACCCCAUCCGCGUGCAGACCAUGACCACCUCCGACACCAAGAACGUGCAGGCCACUGUCGAGGAGGUGAUGCGCAUCGCGGAUCGCGGCGCGGAGAUCUGCCGCAUCACGGUGCAGGGUCGCAAGGAGGCGGAGGCGUGCGAGCAGAUCAAGAACAAGCUGGUGCAGGCCAACUACAAUAUUCCGCUGGUGGCGGACAUUCACUUUGCGCCCACCAUCGCGCUGCGCGUCGCGGACUGUUUCGACAAGAUCCGCAUCAACCCCGGCAAUUACGCGGACACGCGCGCGGUGUUCAAGACGGUGGAGUACACGGACGAGAGCUACCAGCAGGAGCUGGAGCACAUUGACGAGGUGUUCUCCAAGCUAGUGCUCAAGUGCAAGCAGCUGGGGCGCGCCAUGCGCAUCGGCACCAACCACGGCAGCCUCUCCGACCGCAUCAUGAGCUACUAUGGCGACUCGCCACGUGGCAUGGUGGAGUCCGCGCUGGAAUUCGCGCGCAUCUGUCGCAAGCACGACUACCACAACUUCGUGUUCUCCAUGAAGGCCAGCAACCCCGUCGUCAUGGUGGCCGCCUACCGCCUGCUGGCAGCGCAGCUGAGGAGUGCGGGGCCGGACUGGAACUACCCUCUGCACCUGGGAGUGACUGAGGCCGGGGAGGGCGAGGACGGCCGCAUGAAGUCCGCCAUUGGCAUUGGCGCGCUGCUGCAGGACGGCCUAGGCGACACCAUUCGAGUGUCGCUCACGGAGGCUCCAGAGGAGGAGAUUGAGCCGUGCUCUGCUCUCGCUAACUACGGCAUGCGCGCCGCCAAGCUCGGCAAGGGUGUGGAGGACUUUGAGGAGAAGCAUCGCAGCUACUUUGAGUUCUCCCGCCGAUCCGGCCAGCUGCCCCUGCAGAAGGAGGGAGACGCUAUUGACUUCAGGGGGAUGCUGCACCGUGAUGGAUCUGUGCUCAUGUCCGUUGAUGCUGCCAUGCUCAAGAACCCUGAGGCUCUGUACCGUGCUCUGGCGUGCAAGAUGGCUGUCGGCAUGCCCUUCAAGGAUCUGGCGACAGUGGACAGCAUUCUUCUCCGCCAGGCCCCAGCUGCUGACGACAAGGAAGCUCGUCUGGCGCUGAGGCGGCUGCAGGAGGUGGGCGUGGGUGUGCUGGUGCCGGUGGAGGCCCUUGCAGCCGCGCCUCUCCCCAAUGCCGUGGCACUGCUCUCCCUGGAGCAAGCCAAGCUGGGCGUGCACAAGCACCUGCCGCAAGGAGCGGCGCGCUUUGCAGUGAGUGUGAGGGGCGAUGAGAGCGAGGAGGACCUGAAGGCAUUGGUGGGGCUGGACGCGGUGAUGCUGCUGGCACACGUGCCGCCGCAGGCAGAGGACAGCACCGUCAGCCGCGUGCACAGCAGCCGCAGGCUCUUUGAGUUCCUGCAGUCCAAUAACAUCACGACACCUGUCAUCCACCACAUCAGCUUCCCCGAGGGCACGUCCAAGGACGAUCUGGUGCUGCAGUCAGGUGCCGAGGCCGGUGCUCUGCUGGUGGACGGGCUGGGAGACGGAGUGCUGCUGGAGGCGCCAAGCCACGACAUGGAGUUCCUGCGCAACACGUCCUUUGGCAUGCUGCAGGGCUGCCGCAUGAGGAACACCAAGACGGAGUUCGUCUCGUGCCCAUCAUGCGGCCGCACGCUCUUUGACCUGCAGGAGGUGACGGCCUCCAUCCGCGAGCGCACCUCCCACCUCCCUGGCGUUGCUAUUGCCAUCAUGGGGUGCAUUGUGAAUGGGCCGGGUGAGAUGGCGGAUGCUGACUUUGGCUACGUGGGCGGGGCGCCGGGCAAGAUCGACCUCUAUGUCGGCAAGGAGGUGGUACAGCGCGCCAUCCCCAUGGAGGAGGCGACAGACGCGCUGGUGAAGCUGAUCAAGGACCACGGCCGCUGGGUGGAGCCGGCUCAGGAGGAGGAGGCGGCGCAGGCCGUGGCGGCUUGA
This is a messenger RNA of Closterium sp. NIES-65, 1992 nucleotides long. NCBI's taxonomy places the organism in Eukaryota, Viridiplantae, Streptophyta, Zygnematophyceae, Desmidiales, Closteriaceae. The record is from the annotation of a GenBank genome assembly.